Messenger RNA from Puccinia triticina, 2385 nucleotides. RefSeq lists its product as uncharacterized. NCBI's taxonomy places the organism in Eukaryota, Fungi, Basidiomycota, Pucciniomycetes, Pucciniales, Pucciniaceae. The record is from RefSeq and is a predicted model, not a curated record. Gene Ontology annotation, cellular component: membrane. The transcript is spliced from 18 exons. Gene Ontology annotation, biological process: nucleoside transmembrane transport. The coding region runs from base 1 to 2385 and encodes 794 amino acids. Gene Ontology annotation, molecular function: nucleoside transmembrane transporter activity; symporter activity.
AUGAUCCAUGAUACACCGACGCCGGCUCGGGUUGGUUCGGAUCGCGCGAAGGCGGGGUCCUUGCGGGCAACAACCAGUACACCCCAAGCGGCGCCGCCACCAAUUCAACCCCCUUCACCUCGGAUCCCAGUGCCCGCCGUGUCCUAUUGGGGGGAUCCUUGCGACGGCGAGAUGGCUCCUAUAUCCCAACCACGCGUCCCCAUAAACGCCCGGGUGGGGGUGCCCAUCCGAUCAGAAUCCCCUCAGGGGUUGCCUGACGUCAACGAGCUGGACCGCCUGAGCCCGAGUGCCCCGGGGUCGCCCUCCGAGUCGCAGGCCAACUCGUCGGACACCGAUCACUACCCUGAGGACCCAGCCGAGCAUGACGCAAUGGAGCGUGCACUGCACCCCUUUGCCCGGCCGCCAGCUAAGUCCCCACAGCAGUCAAUCUCCGUGGCCAGCACGGAAAUCGACUCCAAUAAACAGACAGUGCGGGCGGGCGCCAGUCUUGGGCCCGCCGGCUCCGCCGGGAUUUCUCACUGGUUUGGAUUGAAGGGCCUUCCAAUGGAUUGUGAGACCAAGCCUGACCCGCCGGAUUUGAACGAAUUGGAAAAUCAAGGCCAGUCGAACCGAACACUCGAGGCCGGUCGAUCGUCAUCUGGAUCGAUCGACCGUUCGAUUCCUAAGUCUCAAGAACAUAUCAUCGCCGGGGAGAAACCGACUUCAGAGGCACUGGCCGUCGAGAAUGACAGCACUUCCGGCAGAUCGCAGAACAAUACAGGAGCGGGACAACAAGUUCGACCUCGAUGGUGGCCUUCACUAGUCCAAUGGAAUAAGAGGGACUCCACAAGCCGGUACAAACGAAUGGUGGUCCAUCUAUUUCUGGUGGUUGUCUUAUUGGGAUGGUGGAUAUCAGGGCUGGUGUUAAAAAGAACCAGGCAUAAAUGGGUGGUGACGACUUUUUGGACUUGGUUAUUCCUAUUAAUAAUUUUCUUUCGAUGGGUACCAACAAAAUAUAUCGGCAGACCAAUUGGGAAUGCUUACAUGACCUUAAUCGGAAACCCUGUCAUGAAGUUUACAAACCAAAAGGUCCGACUAUCGAUUGGCUGGCUGAUUUUGCUCGGUCUGUGGCUUGCCAGCACAUUUGGAAUCAAGUUGGGUCCAGGAAACAGCUAUACCGAUCGCGUGAGAUCUCUAGUCGGUGUGAUUAUAUUUCAGCUUGGCUUUUGGGCGUCAUCUAAGAAUAGGAGUUUGAUUCGCUGGAGAACUGUCAUAGUCGGGUUGAUUGUUCAACAGCUUUUAGCUCUGUUGGUACUCAAAUCUAAGGCCGGGUAUGAUUUCUUUAACUGGAUUGCUAAAGCAGCAACGGACAUCUUAGACCAAGGCACGAAAGCCGGCGGGUUUUUCUUCUCGCCUCAGGUGGUCGAAAGCCAUUGGUUUUUUGUGAACACAUUGGCUGCGAUAAUCUUCUUCAUAGCGCUUGUCCAACUUCUUUACUAUUUCGGGAUCAUGCAGGCUGUUAUGGUGAAAUUUGCCUGGGUGUUUUACACCUUGAUGGGGGUUAGUGGUGUUGAAGCUGUGGUUGCGGCCGCUUCACCGUUUGUUGGUCAGGGGGAAAGUGUUAUCAUGAUUCGGCCGUUCGCCGCACAGAUGACUCCUGCUGAGAUUCAUCAAGUAAUGGCCUCAGGCUUUUCAACGAUAGCAGGAUCUGUUCUGACGGCCUAUGUUGCCAUGGGGAUCCCAGCGGUUUAUCUGAUCAGCGCGUCAAUCAUGAGCAUACCUGCUUCCUUGGCGAUCAGUAAGCUGAGAUUCCCGGAAGAUGGCCAACCGCUCACCGCUGGCGAAGUCAGAAUUCCUGAAGAUGAACAAAUCAAUCGUAAGGACAGCAAUGCACUGAUGACGUUUUCGGAUGGGGCUUGGCUUGGUCUUAGAGUGGCCGGAAUGAUACUGGCCAACCUUCUAACAAUUCUUGCACUUUUGUAUACCGUCGAUGGCCUGUUAACCUGGAUCGGACAAUUUUGGGGAAUGGAUCCGAAUGGCACGUAUCCACUGACCCUCGAAUUGAUAUUGCAAUACUUACUUUAUCCAGUUGCUUGGCUCAUGGGCACACCCAACCAAGACGUUUUGAAAGUCUCGAGGCUUUUGGCUUUGAAAUUGAUCACCAAUGAAUUUGUUGCUUAUCAAGAGUUGUCCAAGUUGCGAGCCGAAAUGAGCGAGAGGGGCAUCAUCAUUGCAAUCUACGGUUUGUGCGGAUUCGCGAAUCUAGGCAGCAUGGGAAUCCAAAUUGGAGUCUUGAAUAGUCUAGUACCUUCAAAAAGACAUGUGAUCAGUCAGGUCGCGAUCUCUGCAUUACUCUGUGGAUUUUUUUCGACGAUUCAGACGGCGGAAAUUCGUAACCUGUUGUAG